UACCCAAGGAUAUUUAUAAUACAUGUGUAUGUGGUCUAUUUGUUGAUUUCGGUUGUCAUUGUAAUUUCCGAAGUUAGGUUGUAAACAUUUUAUUAAUUUAUUCCAAUUUAUUCUAAAAUGGCUCGAAGUUGUGUUUUGUGCAAUAAGAUGAAGAGCGACGAAACAACGUUGCAUUUAUUUCCAAAACAGACGGCAUUGCUAGCCCAAUGGAAAAAAGCAUGUAAAUUUGCAUAUUGUGAUAAUGUCAGCACACUGAGGAUCUGCUCAACACAUUUUCAACCUCAUGAGUAUAUUCAAUAUAGUAGAUGUGGAAAACGUCCUGGUGUCAUUAAACGUUUACAUCCUAAUGCAGUUCCAUCUGUUAAUAUUCCAUAUAAUAGAGAAAAUAUGACUCCAAAUGCUCCAUCAGAAUUUAUAUUGACAUCUCAAACUGACACUGUAGAAGGACCUGCAAAGAAACAAAAAUUGAAUGAACAUUUAUUUCAAGCUAUAACAGACCAACCUUCAACUUCUAUGUCCCAGGAAAUCAUGCAGAUAUCAACUCCAAAAUCAUCUGAAACAAUUCAAGUUUCUAGUCCCGAAGUUGCAACACCAGAACGAGCCAGAAGGGCUCUUUUUCAAGCUCGAUUUGUACAAUCUCAACUAAGAUACGAAGUUAAAAAAUUACAGCAAGAUAAGCGACGCCUUACCAAAAGAAUUUCCACAUUACAGGAUCUUGUUCGAGUACUAAGGAAAAAGCUACAGGAGCAAACACCGUCAACUGACGAGUGUGAAGUUAUCCACAUCCACAUUUUCUAGUAGGACUGGAAUUGAUAAAAGUCGUCGCCUCAAAAAUUUUGUAAAAAAAAUCAUUGCUCCUUUAUAAUGUGUCUUCGACUUUUUAUUUUAGCAUAUGUCGGUAGCAAAUGAGUAAUUAUAAUGAGCAACGAUUACAGAUUAAUUCGUCAUCCCGUAUGGGGGAUGAAAUGAAAAUUUCUUAAAAGACUUUCUUGUUUUGUUAUUACUUAAUUACGUAAUUCACCAUAGAUCGACAGGAAAUAAAAAUUACAUUAAUUAACAGUGUCACAUUCAUUUGUCAGUCCGUAGGGGGGAUGAAAUGGGGUGAAUUUCAUAAAAAAAAUUCAUUGCUUCGUUAUAACGUGUUUUCUAGUUUUCAUUUCACCCUAGAUCGACAGGAAAUAAAAAAUUACAUUAAUUAACAGUGUCUCAUUCAUUUGUCAGCCCGUACGGGGGGAUGAAAUGUGGUGAAUUUCAUAAAAAAAAUUCAUUGCUUCGUUAUAACGUGUCUUCGAGUUUUCAUUUCACCAUAGAUCGCCAGGAAAUAAAAAAUUACAUAUUUGUCAGCCCGUACGGAGGGAUGAAAUGGGGUGAAUUUCACAAAAAAAUUAAUUGCUUCCUUAUAAAUUGUCUUCGAGUUUUCAUUUCACCAUAGAUCGACAGGAAAUAAAAAAUUACACUAAUUAACAGUGUCACAUUCAUUUGUCAGACCGUACGGGGGAUGAAAUGGGGUGAAUUUCAUAAAAAAAUUCAUUGCUUCGUUAUAACGUGUCUUCAAGUUUUCAUUUCACCCUAGAUCGACAGGAAAUAAAAAAUUACAUUAA
Molecule: messenger RNA, 1601 nt
Organism: Anoplophora glabripennis (Asian longhorned beetle)
Lineage: Eukaryota; Metazoa; Arthropoda; Insecta; Coleoptera; Cerambycidae
Exons: 3
Coding region: 118-798 (226 amino acids)
Source: RefSeq, a predicted model, not a curated record